Molecule: messenger RNA, 526 nt
Organism: Saprolegnia diclina VS20
Lineage: Eukaryota; Oomycota; Saprolegniomycetes; Saprolegniales; Saprolegniaceae
Product: serine/threonine protein kinase
Exons: 2
Coding region: 29-526 (165 amino acids)
Biological process (GO): protein phosphorylation
Molecular function (GO): ATP binding; protein kinase activity
Source: RefSeq, a predicted model, not a curated record
ACAAGCCUACGACGCCGACCGCGCAACCAUGUGCGUCGUCAAGCGCACGCGCCUCUCGCGCGCGACGCACGCCGCCAUCAGCAGCGAAGUGCGCGCAUACGACGUCCUCGGCACCAAGACGACCUCCGACCACGUUGUGCGCUGCUACGGCAGCCACGUCGAUCGCAAGCGGACGCACCACUACCUCCUCCUCGAACACUGCGCCCAAGGUGAUCUGUACAACCACCUGCAUGCGCUGCCAAUGCACAAGUGCACACCCGAGCUCGCGCAGCAGUAUUUCGUGCAGAUCGCGCGUGGUCUCGCGGCCAUUCACGACUGCGGCCUCGCCCACCGCGAUCUCUCGCUCGAAAACAUCUUUGUCGACUCGAACGGCACGCUCAAGAUUGGCGACUUUGGCCUCGCAACGCCGCUCGAGUCACUGGCAACACAUGCGGUCGGAAAGAGCUACUACAUGGCGCCCGAGAUGCACACCAGCGGCGACUACAGCACGGCGACCGUCGACGUCUGGUCGCUUGGCAUCGCGUAA